Molossus molossus (Pallas's mastiff bat) is the source of this 4192-nucleotide messenger RNA. RefSeq names its product lysine-specific demethylase 6A-like. Gene Ontology annotation, biological process: heart development; regulation of gene expression. Gene Ontology annotation, cellular component: MLL3/4 complex. The coding region runs from base 13 to 3936 and encodes 1307 amino acids. The transcript has 26 exons. The record is from RefSeq and is a predicted model, not a curated record. Gene Ontology annotation, molecular function: protein binding; chromatin DNA binding; histone H3K27me2/H3K27me3 demethylase activity. NCBI's taxonomy places the organism in Eukaryota, Metazoa, Chordata, Mammalia, Chiroptera, Molossidae.
UUUAAGUCUUUUAUGCAUUUUGAGUUUAUUCUUGUGUAUGGUAAUGCUGUCUUUUUAUAUGGCCUUGGUUUGGUUUACUUCUACUACAAUGCAUUUCACUGGGCAAUUAAGGCAUUUCAGGAGGUGCUUUAUGUUGAUCCCAGCUUUUGUCGAGCCAAGGAAAUUCAUUUACGACUUGGGCUUAUGUUCAAAGUGAACACUGACUAUGAAUCUAGUUUAAAGCAUUUUCAGUUAGCCUUGAUUGACUGUAAUCCCAGUACUUUGUCCAAAGUUGAAAUUCAAUUUCAUAUUGCCCACUUGUAUGAAACACAGCAGAAGUAUCAUUUUGCAAAAGAAGCCUAUGAACAACUUUUACAGACAGAAAACCUACCUGCACAAGUAAAAGCAUCUGUUUUACAACAGUUAGGAUGGAUGCAUCAUAAUGUGGAUCUGCUGGGAGACAAAGCCACCAAGGAAAGCUAUGCAAUUCAGUAUCUCCAAAAGUCAUUGGAGGCAGAUCCUAAUUCUGGCCAGUCUUGGUAUUUCCUUGGGAGGUGCUAUUCAAGUAUUGGAAAAGUUCAGGAUGCGUUUAUAUCUUAUAGGCAGUCUAUUGAUAAGUCAGAAGCCAGUGCAGAUACGUGGUGUUCAAUAGGUGUGCUCUAUCAGCAGCAAAAUCAGCCUAUGGAUGCUUUACAAGCAUAUAUAUGUGCUGUACAAUUGGACCAUGGUCAUGUAGCAGCCUGGACAGACCUAGGCACUCUCUAUGAAUCCUGCAAUCAGCCUCAGGAUGCCAUUAAAUGCUACUUAAAUGCAACUAGAAGCAAAAGUUGUAGUAAUACCUCUACACUUGCAGGAAGAAUUAAAUUUUUACAGGCUCAGUUGUGUAACCUUCCACAAAGUAGUCUACAGAAUAAAACUAAAUUACUUCCUAGUAUUGAGGAGGCAUGGAGCCUACCAAUACCUGCAGAGCUUACUUCCAGGCAGGGUGCCAUGAACACAGCACAGAAGGCUUCUAAAGCUCAUCAUCCAAAAACUGAACCUGUGUUAGGCCUCAGUCAAACAGCAAUUUUACAGCAAUCCUUGCCAGUACACAUGAUUUCUUCUAGCCAAGUAGAUGGCCUGUCCAGUCCUGCCAAGAAGAAAAGAACAUCUAGUCCAAUAAAGCACUUGGAACAGCUUCAGACAAAUAAAGAUAAUUUAAAUCCAGCACAAAAACUGAGGCUAGAACAGUUGGAAAGUAAUUUUGUCUUAAUGCAACAAAUGAGACAAACAGGACAAACUACUGGAAUUCCUUAUUGGCCAAUAGCUGACUCAUCAGUGCCUGCAAACUCUGUUUCUAUCCAGCAACCAUAUUCUCCUCUGCCGAGAGUAUCUAGUGUCUCUCAGCUUGAAGUUCACUCUGCUUGUUUUGAAAAACCUUUGUCCAAUGGACCUUUUUCUGCAGGCUAUGCUCCUUGCGGCCCACCAAAAAUGGUAGGGAGUGCAGACACUAUUUUGGUAGGCAUUAAUUAUGUAACAGGAAGUGGAAGUGAUGGAAAUGUGCCUUACCUACAGCAAAACACACUCACUCUACCUCAUAACUGCACAAACCUGACCAGCAGCACAGAAGAGCCAUGGAGAAAACAGCUGUAUAACUCCACUCAGGUGCUUCACAAAGGUCAGAGUUCACAUUUGUCAGGACCUAAUGAUGAACAACCUUCACUUUCCACUGGACCUGCCCAGUAUCUUCAGGCAGCUAGCACUGGUAUUCAGAAACAGACUGGACCUCGAACUAUGCCUGACAACUCAGUAACACAGGGAGCUGCUCUCAAUCACCUCUCUUCUCAUAUUGCUACCUCAGGUGGACAGCAGGGCCCCACCUUUACCAAAGAGAGCCAACCUUCAGGAAAUAGAUCUUUGAUGCCUGAAACAAGCAGACAUGCUGGAGACAAAUCUAAUGGCUGUGUUGUUGUCAAGGGACUUUCUAAUCAUGUUCAGCAGCUGACAGUAGAACCUGUUUGUGGUCCUAUCCAAGGAGAUUGUACAUCACCAAAUUUACUAAUAUCUGACAGUUCUCAUAUCUCUGCCUCAUUGACUGGAAAAGCCAGUGAUGUUGUGGUUACCGAAGCCUGUAACAAAGCCAGUAAUAUUCAUCCAGCUAUUCAUACAAAGACUAAUAAUUCUAUUACCUCUUCAUCCUCUUCAGUCAUUUUCACCACGACAUCUUUUUCAAAAUCCACUGAGCAGGCAACCACACACAGUGUUACCAUCCUUAACAGUCUUCAAAAUAGGUUACACACAAUUAAUAGAGAAGGACUAGAGAACUUACAGAGCUCUAAGAAACCAGACCUGCCUGUGAUUAGCCUCAAACCUGAUCCUCAGAUUAUACCAUCACUAUCUAUGUCUAUAUAUUCAAGUUCCACAGAAGUUCUGAAGGCAUGCAGGAAUUUAGGUAAAAAUGGAUUGUCUAAUAGUCACAUUUUUUUGGAUAAAUGUCCACCUCCAAGACCACCAACUUCACCAUAUCCUCCCUUACCAAAGGACAAGUUGAAUCCACCUACACCUAGUAUUUAUUUGGAAAAUAAGCGUGAUGCUUUCUUUCCUCCAUUACAUCAAUUUUGUAUAAAUCCCAAAAAUCCUGUUACAGUUAUACGUGGCCUUGCUGGAGCUCUUAAAUUAGAUCUUGGACUUUUCUCUACCAAAACAUUGGUAGAAGCUAACAAUGAACAUUUGGUAGAGGUGAGGACACAGUUGUUGCAACCAGCUGAUGAAAACUGGGAUCCCACUGGAACAAAGAAAAUCUGGCGUUGUGAAAGUAAUAGAUCUCAUACCACAAUUGCCAAGUAUGCACAGUACCAGGCCUCCUCCUUCCAGGAAUCAUUGAGAGAAGAAAAUGAGAAAAGAAUGCAACAUAAAGAAUAUUCUGAUAAUGAAUCUGCAGCUUCAGAUUUUUCUGGAAAGAGAAGGAAAGGACCUUUUAAGACCAUAAAGUUUGGGACCAACAUUGACCUUUCUGAUGACAAAAAGUGGAAAUUGCAGCUACAUGAGCUGACUAAACUACCUGCUUUUGUGCGGGUGGUAUCAGCAGGAAAUAUUCUAAGCCACCUUGGUCACUCCAUUCUGGGCAUGAAUACUGUUCAGCUAUACAUGAAGGUUCCAGGGAGUCGAACACCAGGUCACCAAGAAAAUAACAACUUCUGUUCUGUUAACAUAAAUAUUGGUCCAGGUGAUUGUGAAUGGUUUGUCGUCCCUGAAGAUUAUUGGGGUGUUCUGAAUCACUUCUGUGAAAAAAAUAAUCUGAAUUUUCUAAUGAGUUCUUGGUGGCCCAACCUUGAAGAUCUUUACGAGGCUAAUGUUCCUGUAUAUAGGUUUAUUCAAAGACCUGGUGAUUUGGUCUGGAUAAAUGCAGGCACUGUUCAUUGGGUUCAGGCUGUUGGCUGGUGCAACAAUAUUGCUUGGAAUGUUGGUCCACUUACAGCCUGCCAGUAUAAAUUGGCAGUGGAACGGUAUGAAUGGAACAAAUUGCAAAGUGUGAAGUCAGUAGUCCCCAUGGUUCAUCUUUCUUGGAAUAUGGCUCGGAAUAUCAAAGUCUCAGAUCCCAAGCUUUUUGAAAUGAUUAAGUAUUGUCUUCUGAAAGUACUAAAGCAGUGUCAGACAUUGAGGGAAGCUCUUAUUACAGCAGGAAAAGAGGUUAUAUGGCAUGGGAGGACAAGUGAUGAACCAGCACAUUACUGUAGCAUUUGUGAGGUGGAAGUUUUUGAUCUGCUUUUUGUUACUAAAGAAAGCAAUUCCCAAAAGACCUACACAGUACAUUGCCAAGACUGUGCACGAAAAACAAGUGGAAAUCUGGACAAUUUUGUGGUGCUAGAACAGUACAAAAUGGAGGACCUGUUGCAAGUCUAUGACCAGUUUACAUUAGUAAGUGAAAUCAACAUGUUCCUUCGUUAUCAUCCUCCUCCUCUUGAUAUUGCCCCAUGAAUGUUAAAUGAUGCCUUUUCUGCUCUUCUGGGAAGUUUUGCACCACUGGUUUUGUAGCUGUUUCAUAAGUCUGCUGACUAAAAGCUAUUCCUAUGCAACCUUUCAAGAACAGAGUGUCAUUCAGUUUGACAUAUGAGAGUACUGCCUCUACUCCAAGAUUCUCACAAAGCAUAUCCAUUUGUACUUAAUAAUAAACACAUUUCAUGAUAUGUGACAAAAAUGGUGAUUUUCAACAUACUAGUGACUUGACUCAUUU